This is a messenger RNA of Lolium rigidum, 1057 nucleotides long. Its product is annotated as aldose reductase. Gene Ontology annotation, molecular function: aldose reductase (NADPH) activity. Lineage: Eukaryota; Viridiplantae; Streptophyta; Magnoliopsida; Poales; Poaceae. The transcript has 9 exons. Gene Ontology annotation, cellular component: cytosol. The coding region runs from base 67 to 1026 and encodes 319 amino acids. The record is from RefSeq and is a predicted model, not a curated record.
CAAGUUGCCCAAGAAGACAAGAAAGGAGAGACACCAGUCAGAAGAGAGGUUUAGAGUGACAAGAUCAUGGCGAGUGCAAAGGCAAUGGGGCAGGCAGAGAGAGAUCACUUUGUUCUCAAGAGCGGGCAUGCUAUGCCGGCCGUUGGAUUAGGCACUUGGAGAGCCGGCUCAGAUACUGCUCACUCCGUUCAAACAGCCAUCACUGAGGCUGGAUACAGGCAUGUCGACACAGCUGCUCAAUAUGGCAUAGAAAAGGAGGUCGGCAAAGGGCUUAAGGCUGCAAUGCAAAAUGGAAUCGACAGGAAAGAUUUGUUCGUGACGUCAAAACUAUGGUGCACAAACUUGACUCCUGAGAGGGUGCGACCAGCAUUGGAGAACACACUCAAGGAUUUACAGUUGGAUUAUAUUGAUCUUUACCUUAUCCAUUGGCCGUUCCGACUGAAAGAUGGGGCACACCAGCCUCCGGAAGCUGGGGAAGUGUUAGAAUUCGACAUGGAGGGAGUAUGGAAGGAAAUGGAAAACCUUGUGAAAGAUGGACUAGUUAAGAACAUCGGUGUCUGCAAUUACACGGUGACCAAGCUGGACCGGCUGCUACGAUGUGCAAAAAUUGCACCGGCAGUAUGCCAGAUGGAAAUGCACCCUGGCUGGAAGAACGAUAAGAUUUUUGAGGCAUGCAAGAAGCGUGGAAUCCAUGUUACUGCCUACUCUCCAUUGGGUUCUUCAGAAAAGAACCUUGCUCAUGACCCUGUUGUUGAAAAGGUAGCCAACAAACUAAACAAGACCCCAGGGCAGGUGCUCAUCAUGUGGGCUCUGCAGAGGGGAACGAGUGUUAUCCCGAAAUCAAGUAAAGAUGAGAGGAUCAAGGAGAAUAUCCAGGUGUUUGGAUGGGAGAUCCCCGAGGAAGACUUCCAGGUCUUGUGCGGCAUCAAAGAUGAGAAGCGUGUCCUGACCGGAGAGGAGCUGUUCGUGAACAAGACCCACGGGCCGUACAAGAGUGCAUCGGAGGUCUGGGAUAACGAGAACUGAGUUUACGUGCUGCAGCCUGUGAUGUUGAAGA